This is a messenger RNA of Pongo pygmaeus (Bornean orangutan), 1044 nucleotides long. RefSeq names its product proteasome 20S subunit alpha 3 (gene PSMA3). Gene Ontology annotation, biological process: ubiquitin-dependent protein catabolic process. NCBI's taxonomy places the organism in Eukaryota, Metazoa, Chordata, Mammalia, Primates, Hominidae. The transcript has 11 exons. The record is from RefSeq and is a predicted model, not a curated record. The coding region runs from base 165 to 932 and encodes 255 amino acids. Gene Ontology annotation, cellular component: proteasome core complex, alpha-subunit complex; proteasome core complex.
ACUCCUCGUCCUGGGGGCCGGAGCCGCGGAAUAGCCACAGAGAAAAAGGUUAUUGGUUGGCGGUUCAGCCAAUGAGCGGGCCUGUUACUAGUUUGCGGCAUCCUGUGGAAUAGGGGAAGCGCUCCAGGCCUGGAAUCCCUACGCGUCCCGUUGGGUUUAGCACGAUGAGCUCAAUCGGCACCGGGUAUGACCUGUCAGCCUCUACAUUCUCUCCUGACGGAAGAGUUUUUCAAGUUGAAUAUGCUAUGAAGGCUGUGGAAAAUAGUAGUACAGCUAUUGGAAUCAGAUGCAAAGAUGGUGUUGUCUUUGGGGUAGAAAAAUUAGUCCUUUCUAAACUUUAUGAAGAAGGUUCCAACAAACGACUUUUUAAUGUUGAUCGGCAUGUUGGAAUGGCAGUAGCAGGUUUGUUGGCAGAUGCUCGUUCUUUAGCAGACAUAGCAAGAGAAGAAGCUUCCAACUUUAGAUCUAACUUUGGCUACAACAUUCCACUAAAACAUCUUGCAGACAGAGUGGCCAUGUAUGUGCAUGCAUAUACACUCUACAGUGCUGUUAGACCUUUUGGCUGCAGUUUCAUGUUAGGGUCUUACAGUGUGAAUGACGGUGCGCAACUCUACAUGAUUGACCCAUCAGGUGUUUCAUAUGGUUAUUGGGGCUGUGCCAUUGGCAAAGCCAGGCAAGCUGCAAAGACGGAAAUAGAGAAGCUUCAGAUGAAAGAAAUGACCUGCCGUGAUAUCGUUAAAGAAGUUGCAAAAAUAAUUUACAUAGUACAUGAUGAAGUUAAGGAUAAAGCUUUUGAACUAGAACUCAGCUGGGUUGGUGAAUUAACUAAUGGAAGACAUGAAAUUGUUCCAAAAGAUAUAAGGGAAGAAGCAGAGAAAUAUGCUAAGGAAUCUCUGAAGGAAGAAGAUGAAUCAGAUGAUGAUAAUAUGUAACAUUUACUCCAGCAUCUAUUGUAUUUUAAAUUUCUACUCCAGUCCAAUGUAACUAUUUAGCCCUGGAUUAUACAUACUGUCCAAUUUUCAUUAAAUUUUUGUCUUAUAACUA